Molecule: messenger RNA, 450 nt
Organism: Auxenochlorella protothecoides
Lineage: Eukaryota; Viridiplantae; Chlorophyta; Trebouxiophyceae; Chlorellales; Chlorellaceae
Exons: 5
Coding region: 1-450 (149 amino acids)
Source: RefSeq, a predicted model, not a curated record
AUGGCUGGGACGAGAUCGACGAAGACGAAGGAUGCCAAAAAGCAGAAGCUCGAAGGUGGAGCACGGGACGCAGCCUAUUCGGGUCCUGAGGAGCUCCCGACACCGACUGUGGUCGAGGUCGUCACCGCUGAGAACAACGAGCUCAGCAUCCUGUUGCACCACGCUCAGAAGACGGACUCUGUGGCCAUUGGAGUUCGGCUGCAGUCUCAGGCUCGCCUGGAUGUACUCAUCCCUUUCCUCUCCGACAAACUCGGCGAGGAUGAGACGAAGAGCGUGAAGAAGCUCCAGGAAGAUCUCGAGAGCGAUCUGAAGAAGGACUUCCAAGCGAGCGUCAAGAAGCUGGAGACGGGUCCGCUUGCCCAGCUCGUAGAGCAGGGCGUCGACCUGACGGAGAUCACGCCCAAGUACUUGAAGGCCAAGGAGUCUGCCAGCAUCGAGGCCCGGGCCUAG